GAAAGGUUGACCUGAGAAAACGUCAGACUCAAGACAAACAGCCUUGCGUAAAUAGUUGAGGAGUUUAGGUAUAGAAUAAAGGGAAAACAAGACGUCGUAACGGAAUUUGGCGACUUCUGUUGACUUUGGGAAAGGCCUGAGGUGGAUGUCUGUGGAGAAGGAACCAGCUCUGAGCUCCUGAACCCUCAUCUGACACAAAUACAAAGACACACAGCCUCAGGGGCCGUCAGUGUCGGAGUUUCCACCGAGCGGAACAGUGUGCUCUCCUCUGUCCGCCUCCAUCCUCUCUCCACCCGGUGACAGGAGCAAGUGUGUCAACGCGCGUGUGUGUGUGUGAGUAAGUGUGUGUGUGUGUGUGUGUGCGCGCCUGGAGUGGCCAUCUACCUCUGCUGUCGCGUCUGAAAACCUCAGGGACCCCCUUCCUGUCCUCUCUCUCCCCUGCCCGCCGUGCCCAUCCCUCCCCCCUCUUCCCGGGCAUUUUGGCUGGCGCGGUGGGAUGCUGCGACCGUGGCGAUCCAUCGAUCGCCGUGCCCCCUCGCCGCCGUUGGCACGGCUGUGCCGUCUGCUGCUGCUGCUGGCGCUCGCGCUGGCCUCUCUGCCGGGCACCUCGGAGGCCAACUCGUUGGACAGCAUGCUGCUGAGCUCCAGGAAGGUGAAGUCGGACUCGGGGAAGGAGGAGAGCGGGAGUCCGGUGCCCAUCGCCCCCGAGAGGGUCCUGUGGUGCCACUGCUACCACCACUGUCCAGAGGACGCCAUCAACAACACCUGCAGGACUGAUGGGUUCUGCUUCACCAUGGUGGAGGAAGAGGAUGGAGGCCAACCUGUUCAUACAUCAGGCUGUCUGGGCCUCGUGGGUUCUGAGUUCCAGUGCAGGGAUACAGGGAAUUCUCGUCGAAGGAGGAUUCUGGAAUGUUGCACAGAUCAGGAUUUCUGCAACAGAGACCUCCACCCUACACUACCUCCUCUUAACACAACUGAUUAUGGGGACAGUAGUGUCCACUACAUGGCCCUGCUCAUCUCCAUCACAGCCUGUUGCUUUGUCCUGGGCCUCAUCCUGCUCAUCUGUUACUGCAGGUACAAACGUCAGGAGUCGCGGCCACGCUACAGCAUCGGUCUGGAGCAGGACGACAGCUUUAUCCCUCCUGGCGACUCUCUGAGGGACCUGAUCGAGCAGUCUCAGAGCUCGGGCAGUGGCUCUGGACUCCCCCUACUGGUCCAGCGCACCAUUGCCAAGCAGAUCCAGAUGGUGAAGCAGAUCGGUAAGGGGCGCUAUGGCGAGGUGUGGAUGGGCCGCUGGAGGGGCGAGCGCGUGGCCGUCAAAGUCUUCUUCACCACCGAGGAGGCCAGCUGGUUCAGAGAGACCGAGAUCUACCAGACGGUGCUGAUGAGGCACGAGAACAUACUGGGCUUCAUCGCGGCGGACAUCAAGGGCACGGGCUCGUGGACGCAGCUCUACCUGAUCACCGACUACCACGAGAACGGCUCGCUCUACGACUACCUGAAGUCCACCACGCUGGACACCAAGGCGCUGCUGCGGCUGGCCUACUCGUCCGUGUCGGGCCUGUGCCACCUGCACACCGAGAUCUUCGGCACGCAGGGCAAGCCGGCCAUCGCCCACCGCGACCUCAAGAGCAAGAACAUCCUGGUCAAGAAGAACGGCACCUGCUGCAUCGCCGACCUGGGGCUCGCCGUCAAGUUCAUCAGCGACACCAACGAGGUGGACAUCCCGCCCAACACCCGGGUGGGCACCAAGCGCUACAUGGCCCCCGAGGUGCUGGACGAGAGUCUGAACCGCAACCACUUCCAGUCCUACAUCAUGGCCGACAUGUACAGCUUCGGCCUCAUCCUCUGGGAGAUGGUGCGGCGAUGUGUGUCGGGGGGUAUCGUGGAGGAGUACCAGCUGCCCUACCACGACCUGGUGCCGGGCGACCCGUCCUACGAGGACAUGCGGCAGGUGGUGUGCAUCAAGAGACAGAGGCCCUCCUUCGCCAACCGCUGGAGCAGUGACGAGUGUCUGAGGCAGAUGGGGAAGCUGAUGAUGGAGAGCUGGGCCCAUAACCCCGCCUCCCGCCUCACCGCCCUCCGCGUCAAGAAGACGCUGGCCAAGAUGUCCGAGUCACAAGACAUCAAGCUCUGAGACUCAGCGUGGGUUGAGCUCCGUUGGGGGGGACAGUUCGGGGGGGAUAGGAGGUGGAUCCCUCAAAGAGGGCUGAAGGGUAACCCCUGACCUCUGAACUUUAACCCUCCUAACUCCUGGUGCUGUAGUUUUUUUCUGCGUCCGAAAGCGGAAGAGGCCCAGAGGAGGAGGUGGAACGAGCCUGUGAAGACGGUGACGCAGCAGCCCCCCUGCUUUCUGUGAAAGCUCCCCGAGACUGAAUGGACCCCAUUUAAAAGGUGUGUGACUGUGGCAGGAGAGCGCCCUCUAGUGGCGCGGAAGACUCCCUCCCCUCCAAUUAACGUCCACAACGCCAAACCGCAGAGACAGAUGAAGGAGGCGAAGAGGCAGCUCUCGUAGUCUUGGAAAGCCAUAUAUUUGUUCUAAUGGGCAUUGCUCCGUCCAUACUCCGUCCACCCUACGCUGGGAUGGUGGACAUUAGAGACGUUAUAGAGUCUGUUUGUGAGGCACGGCAGAUGAAGUAUUUCACGCAGUGGGGGGGAAAACAACCACUGCAUCUAUGUAAGCUUUGGACUCUAUAUGCUAAAUGGUACAACCACAGUUCACAGGACUGGGGAACUCAACAAGUUCAAGAAGAGUUUGUAAAAAAUAUCAGGUCUGUUUAUUUAAAUGAUGACUUCAGAGAAGCAUGGAAUGAGAGGUCCUAAUAUAGAAAUGAAUUGCGUAAAUGCCGUCACCACCGAGAGAUCUGAUAUUGCGUCCGCAUAGCAUUUUUAGUUGGCACUUCCAGCAGCAUCAGUAUUACCCAGUAUUACCCAGAAUGCACUGGCACUCUGGGCAUCACCUGGCACUCAGGCAGGCUGCCCCCUGGAGCGGAUCUGACCCAGCUCUGUGCCAGAUCCAAGCCGAUUCCGGCCCACAGUCAGCAGCUCUUCGGGUGGUAUGACUGAGGAAUGGAUAUCCUUGCAUCCAUCCACAUGAAUAUAAUAAAUAUCAGUCUGACGUACAUGGAUAUCAAUGGAUUCGUAAGGAAGCUACCAAGUGUUUUCUUGUGUGAAGCUUUUGUUGUUUGUUGUACAGGAUGUUUUGCCAAUCUAUCCGGGUUUGGCCUGUGCCUUAUUUAACACUUUAGUCAAUGUAUGUUUAAUUAUGUCUAUGUAACAUAUGGCUGUACAGAACGGUGAUGCUCCGGAAGGUUCUAUUGUGUGCAUCAGGGUCCCAAAUAAAAGAUG
Molecule: messenger RNA, 3348 nt
Organism: Sardina pilchardus (European sardine)
Lineage: Eukaryota; Metazoa; Chordata; Actinopteri; Clupeiformes; Clupeidae
Gene: bmpr1bb
Product: bone morphogenetic protein receptor, type IBb
Exons: 13
Coding region: 497-2137 (546 amino acids)
Biological process (GO): protein phosphorylation; cellular response to growth factor stimulus; dorsal/ventral pattern formation
Cellular component (GO): signaling receptor complex; plasma membrane
Molecular function (GO): SMAD binding; ATP binding; transforming growth factor beta receptor activity, type I
Source: RefSeq, a predicted model, not a curated record